Fusarium coffeatum is the source of this 1305-nucleotide messenger RNA. RefSeq lists its product as uncharacterized. The transcript has a single exon. Bases 1 to 1305 code for a protein of 434 amino acids. NCBI's taxonomy places the organism in Eukaryota, Fungi, Ascomycota, Sordariomycetes, Hypocreales, Nectriaceae. The record is from RefSeq and is a predicted model, not a curated record.
AUGAGAUUGCCGCCAAUAGUUUCGUACUACAUCCGGUACAGCUGGCAAUUUUUCAAGAGCCUAUUGCGAGCCUUCGGAUAUGUUUUCCUGCUUACUUUACCCUUCUCAGGGUUUACUAUCUUCAUCAAUUUCAUCAGAGGAUUCGUUCUUGGUAAAUGGUUUCAUGAAUACCAGGCGGAGCAGCCGCGCUUGUUCGCGGAGAAUAUGAUCACCUUCGAGACACUUGAAUGGUUCAAAGAGCCAUAUGGCGAGAACUAUCUUCAUAGCAUGCGAGCUCCAUAUCACAUCCCGAGGCUGUAUAAUCCUCUCACCUGGACUCAAGAUGUCGGAAGCAGGAGGCACCAAGAUUGGAAAGGGACCAACGUUCUAGUUGUUGCAUAUCUCAAUGCUCUAUAUCGAGAGAGGUCUUGGUAUUCAUCAGGAUGGCAUCAUUGGAUCUACCUCUCGGCAAAUGAGGCGCCAUUGAGCGAACCCUGGAAUGAGGACCCCUGGGAUAAGGCCUUUCUCGAGUUGUUGCAACAUAGAGAUAUGUAUGAGGACGAGGAGAGAUGGAACUUCAACUACAUCACAUGUCCACAAAGUUACCUCUGCUCGUUAUGGAGAGUCGAUGGGCCAGCGCUGAUUCAUCUUACCAACGAGCCGCUCGAGCAGAAACCGACCCAAGAACAGUCACGCACGCCCAUCCUUGAUCCUGUGCACGUGCGAAUCUUCGAUCUUCCUCUCAACGAAUCGGUUAUCCCUGGGAGGUUUCCCACACGCUUCGAGCAAAUGCGAUCAAUCACAGCAAGCAAUUCGACGUAUUGGAUGAAGAAGGGGAAAUACUCCGAAUAUGAUCGACUCCGUCGACAAAGCGACAAACUUCUCACAGAUCUCGAAGAUAAAUACCCAAAAACAUUGGGCAUGCUGGCACAGGCCGAAGAUAAAUGGACCAGGUUCACCGGUGCAGACACGACGUAUCUCAUCCACUAUAGCCAAACUGCCGGGUCCCUUGCUGGAUAUUAUGCCGGCCGUAAGGGCGCAGAUUACUUGGACAGACUUCAGACUUGGUGGAGACGAUACAAAUAUACACAGUCGCCACAAGGGAAGGAGAAAGAGCCAUCAGGGCCGGAUCCUGUCGCGCAGGAGCUCCAGGGCUUUUUGGACGCUAUGAGCGAAGAGGAUAAAGAGGCAUGGGGUAAAACCUAUGCAGGCGGCAUAAUAUUGGAUAAGAUUCAAAAGGGGUUGGAGAAGAAGGAUUGGGAUGGGAGGGAUGAUAUUCUUGCGGAUAUCGAGAAGGCUUUAGGCCCUGAGGACAUUGAAAACUAA